AUGUCGACCCCUUCGACGGCCACCGCGACACAUCCUGCUUCGCAUCAUCCGCAGCAUUACGCCUAUCCUCCUCAUCCGCAGACUUACCAGCCAAAUCCUCCCUAUCCACCCACCACCGCUGCUGCCACCGCUCGUCUAGCCACCUCCUCGUAUCCUUACGCCAUCAAUCCGCCUCCGACGACGACGACGACCGCAUCCACCACGACCACAACUCUCCCGUAUACUCAAUCCCCCAAACUCGCCGCGCCCCCGACUGCUCCCGCACCUUUGUCCUCCACCCCGGCCACAAUGGCUUCCGUUCAGAACGGAUACAGCGCCGCGGCCACUCCGACCCAGAAUGGUAGGAAAAAGAAUCCAGAUUGGGGUGAAUUUUACAAGAACGGGAUCCCCAAGGAGGUCAUCGUCAUCGAUGACACCCCUCCACCGGAGCAGUCCAAGGCGCCCUCCCACACUCUCACUACCGCAUCUUCUGCCGUUCCUGCUCCAAAUGGUUCUAUGAUACAUCCGCCUGGCAAGAGGAGACGGACGGGGUUGGAUACGGCAUACGAGGUGGGCUACUACGACCGUCCGUCGUAUUCUAUCCAUCCUCAGCAGCAAUUCGGAGAGGAAUCGUCCGGGGCGUCUCUGUCAACCGACCGAACGACCUCGCUUCACACGACCGCUCCAACGUCGCUGGGCUCGCAGGGGAGCACUGGGACGAAUAACGGUGUUUACUACGAGGAGGCAGACAUCGGUCAAAAGCGGAAGCGCGUCACAACACGCAAAUCCACACGCGAUGAGCAGAAGCGACGGGAGUUGGAGGCGGUGGGCGAUGCUUUUCUGAGUUACGUUCCUCCUCCAAACCCGCCUAUCAAAGCCAAGGAUGUCGCUGUGCCGGUUGUCCGCGAUUAUGCACGGACGAACGAAAAAUAUGAUGAUGAUGAUGGCCACUAUGUGGUCACUCCGGAUACACCGAUCACAGAUCGAUACUCGAUUAUCAAACUACUCGGACAGGGUACGUUUGGAAAAGUCGUGGAAGCAUAUGACAAGCAGCGCCGGUCUCGCUGCGCGAUUAAGAUCAUCCGUUCGAUCCAAAAGUACCGUGACGCUUCUAGGAUUGAGCUCCGAGUGUUGUCGACAUUGUCCUCCAACGACAAGGCAAAUCGGAAUAAGUGCAUUCACUUACGCGAUUGCUUCGACUACCGCAACCACAUUUGCAUUGUAACCGAUCUUCUGGGUCAGAGUGUUUUUGAUUUCCUCAAGGGCAACGGUUUCGUGCCUUUUCCCAGCACUCAGAUUCAAAAUUUCGCACGACAACUGUUCACAAGUGUAGCCUUCCUUCAUGACCUUAACCUCAUCCACACCGACCUGAAACCCGAGAACAUCCUGCUCGUGAACAAUGCGUACCAAACGUUCACCUACAACCGAACAAUCCCAUCCUCCUCGCAUGCAACAUCGCGAACAGCACGUCAACGACGCGUCCUCUUGGAUAGUGAGAUUCGACUGAUCGAUUUUGGAUCUGCCACCUUCGACGACGAGUACCACUCGUCCGUGGUUUCCACUAGACAUUACCGGGCACCGGAGAUCAUUCUCAAUUUGGGUUGGAGUUUCCCCUGUGACAUCUGGAGUAUCGGCUGCAUUCUUGUUGAGUUCUUCACGGGCGAUGCGCUUUUCCAGACGCACGACAACCUCGAGCACCUGGCCAUGAUGGAAUGCGUCAUUGGCCAUAAGAUCGAGUCUCGGAUUGUCAAACAAGUUAUGCAGGGCGGACGCCAUGGAAGCUCAAAUCAAGCCGCCAAAUACUUCAACCGAGGAAAACUCGACUAUCCAAACAAUGACACGACCCGAGCCUCGCGGAAGUACGUGAGGGCCAUGAAACAACUUGCAGAAUUCAUCCCGACCAACACCGAAUUCCACCGGUUGUUCCUGGAUUUGUUACAGCGCAUCUUUGUUUACGACCCCAAGAACCGUAUUACGGCCAAGCAGGCCUUGCAACAUCCGUGGUUCAAAGAGACCUUUAUCGAUGAUGGCACUGAAGCUCUGCGGAUUGGUCAACAACUGCAGCGUCGACGUGGGUAG
Molecule: messenger RNA, 2058 nt
Organism: Aspergillus ruber CBS 135680
Lineage: Eukaryota; Fungi; Ascomycota; Eurotiomycetes; Eurotiales; Aspergillaceae
Product: putative protein kinase (Lkh1)
Exons: 6
Coding region: 1-2058 (685 amino acids)
Biological process (GO): protein phosphorylation
Cellular component (GO): nucleus
Molecular function (GO): ATP binding; protein kinase activity
Source: RefSeq, a predicted model, not a curated record